This is a messenger RNA of Cladophialophora psammophila CBS 110553, 1740 nucleotides long. RefSeq lists its product as uncharacterized. Lineage: Eukaryota; Fungi; Ascomycota; Eurotiomycetes; Chaetothyriales; Herpotrichiellaceae. The transcript has a single exon. Bases 1 to 1740 code for a protein of 579 amino acids. The record is from RefSeq and is a predicted model, not a curated record.
AUGCCUCGCGCUCCCCUUCGCCGCCGUCAGCUCAACCGAAAUGGCCCGAUUCCACGAGGGCCGAAAAAGAUCAACAGCAGCCCGGCUAAACUGGAACUAGAGAAGAAGUUGGCGCACAAACCGAUCGGCUCUAGACCGAACGACAGCGACGACAGCGAUAGGCUCGUUGUCAAAGGCAAUGGGAGGAGAGGGAGAAAUGUCCCGAGGCAGGAGAUUUACGCUUCUGGCGCUGUGGCUGCUGGCGACAAACCGGGCAACUAUCCCACCAGAGCGCAAAGAAGGAAAAACAUGGCAAAGGCGACGAAGGAGAUACUUGGGAGUGAUCAACAGGAGGCGCGAAAAGAGGAGGGAUCGAUGCCGGUCAACAAGCAACUGCACCAGCUCAAGCCGAGAUCUCCCACCACGAAUGGAAUCUUCCAAAACGUGCCGGGCACGAAGCAGGUGUUUGCGACAUCUGCCAUAGCCAGGUCUCCAGCCGUGAAACCUCCUGUCUCUGUUCUACGGUCGACACAGCCAAUGCCAGCAAGAGAAAAUUCGAUUCUCGGCACUCUGAAGCCUAGACGAAGGCAGCCUAGUAUUCUGCAAAACCUAGAUCAGGAUUCGUCCAGUUUUGACCUCGAGGAGGAGGAAGAAUUCUUACCAGAUGACGAAUCCACACCUUUCAAUCUCUCCAACCCGUUGAGCAAGAAUACAGCACUGGCUACAACGUCACCCACGCUCAUGUCUUCACGCAAACGAAAAUUUGGCUCCUCCGACCCUCUCAAGCCGGCUGAGAUUGAAUCCGUUCAAAGACCUGCAAAGUCCCCCUCGAAAAGUAUGCAUACAUCGAAAGCCACCCCUGAGCCUUCUCCACCACUGGUGCCGUUAUCUACGCUACGGCAGUCGGGACGACGACACCGCGAAAGUACCCGUGAUGAAGACGAUAUCAUGGCUCUCCCAGAGAGCAGUUCCUCGCCAGGACUAUCUCCUGUAGAGGCAAAACCUCCGCCAUCCAUAAAAUCGACAAAGCAUCCUACGAAGCCACCACCUGUCAUGACCACGAAGGAGCUCCAAACUCUCAUGAUGCCAACCAAAAGGCGAAGGACAGAGCGGGAGCGAAAGCGAACCCGCGAAAACUUCAAUAUUCCGGCCGAUAUCGACCUUUCAAACCCCGAAGUCUCCGAGCAAGAUGUAUCGGAUUUCCUUCCUUCAAAGAAGGGGAAGAAAACAACACGGAAAGGACCUUUGAUUAAGGCAGGCAGCAUGCGUACCAGAGCCAAAUCUGAGAAAGCGGAAAAGCAGGGCAAUAUUGCUGCAGCGUCAAAAUCAAGGUCAAAAUCAAGUACGAACCACCUCAUCACUAGCACCUCGCCCAUAUUGAGGCCCUCUACUUCGAACCGCGAAACUAAGUCUUCGUCACAGCUUCCUACAAAAAAAUCCCAAGCAAAAUCCCAGGCAGGACGCCCGAGGCAGUAUGGUGGCUCCCUCCACCAAGGCCGAGAUACGGCUCAUGGGCAAGACAAGGAAAAUCAUUACCCUCACCAAGACGAAGAACUUGACCAUUCUAGCCAUGAUGGAACUGGGGGCGUGAGCCUGCCAACCGACACGGGAGAAGAAUUCAUGGAAGUAGGCAGCAAAGUACAGAGCAAGCCAACCCCUGUUGGUAAGGAUAAGUGGGCAGAGAUAGAUGCUUGGGAUCUGGAUUUUGAGGACGUUGAAGUUAUGACUGGGUCAGGAAGUAGCUCACCCAUACUUAGGUGA